AUGUCAGCAACUCCGAUGCCAUCUGGGUUUGACUAUGCAGAUGCUCCCAUUGAGUUAGCCUGGUCGUCUCAGCGACCCGAGCUCCGUGAUGAAACAGAGGAUUGGAUGGGUGUGACCAAUCCAGUGGAGAGGCGAAAAUUACAGAACCGCUUGAACCAGAGGGCACGGAGGAGCCGUGCACAAAAGAAAAAUGCCCAAGCCAGACAGCCCCGCCGUGUUAUCAUACCAGAAGAGGCCAACGAGAGCGACACGUCGGGUCGUGAAGGCAGUUGCAGCACAUCCGACCUAUCCCUAGACGAUCUUAGCAACCCAGAUGUCGCCAUAGCGCAGAGGUCAUGCAUGGCUGCCCACCCCAAGGUGCAGGAACUCAUGCGCCGCUUUUCCGAACAUGCCUACGCCAGCUACAUGCAAGGCACACCCGCCCUGUCCCACUUACCGCUCCUACUCAAAUACAACGUCGCCAGCGGUCUCGCAAGAAACGCCGAUAUCCUGGGAGUCACUGCGCAGUACUACGAUUGGUAUGGCAUCUCGCCACUCAACAAACAAGGCCCGCUCCUAGGUUCCGACGCAGGGGCAGAAUGGCCAGCAUGUCUCCAACCCACCGAACUACAAAGCUCAAUAGAGCAUCAUCCUUGGCUGGAUCUCUUCCCGUGGCCAAAAGUGCGAGACAACAUGCUGCAAGCUUUCCAACGCACGGAGCCUAUCGACUACGAAGAUGCGCUAUGCCAUGAUAUCUGCGAGUACAAUCAUCUAGAACGUAAUCCGAUAUUGAUCGUCUGGGGACCUCCCGAGGACUAUCGCAGUUGGGAGAUCGAUCCGAUAUUUCUGGAGAAGUGGGGCUGGCUGCUAAGUGGAUGUCCGGAGGUGUACGAAACGACGAAUUACUGGCGUGCGACACGAGGCGAGAAGCUAUUUACGCCACAGCAGUGGCAUAAUGCCAUACGGAGCAGUUUGCCGGAAGACUUGCACUAG
Alternaria triticimaculans is the source of this 972-nucleotide messenger RNA. RefSeq lists its product as uncharacterized. The transcript has 2 exons. Lineage: Eukaryota; Fungi; Ascomycota; Dothideomycetes; Pleosporales; Pleosporaceae. The coding region runs from base 1 to 972 and encodes 323 amino acids. The record is from RefSeq and is a predicted model, not a curated record.